Pisolithus orientalis is the source of this 2602-nucleotide messenger RNA. RefSeq lists its product as uncharacterized. Lineage: Eukaryota; Fungi; Basidiomycota; Agaricomycetes; Boletales; Pisolithaceae. The record is from RefSeq and is a predicted model, not a curated record. The transcript has 6 exons. Bases 420 to 2234 code for a protein of 604 amino acids.
GGGAGAGAGAUAUGUGCUUUCGAGGUGAGAAUUGACGCUGUCGAUUAAUACGUCGGUGCCAAGUUUGACGACAUACCAUAUGGUACGUCGAACACCAAUACCACAGCAUCUGUAUGCGAGGCUUUCUCGUCCUCCACUGGUACAUGUCAUGGGUAAGACAAUAGAGUACCAGUUGUGAGAGCCUGCAAUCGUGCGUGGAAAUGACGAGCAACUUGUAAUACGACAAAAAUUUGUGCGGACGUUGAAAUUUUCUGGUAAAGCCAUUUUCAUUUGAGUAGUGGCAGCAAAGUUUGUCUUCUCUUUUUUCUUCCUUGUUAUGUGUUUGAAUCCUUGUCUGUAACUGGUCUGAACUACUUGUCCUCGUCCCCUCCAAGCUGCGAGAAUAGAGUAUAAGGAUCCUGUCUUGUUGGUAUACAAUCAUGUCCCAACCCCGUGUCCCGCCUCCAGCCAGCAACAGCCUGAGUCUGUUAUCCCUGUCCAUGGCAGCAGCCAAUAUUCCUCCCUUGACCUUCCCGGCACCGGCCUCGGCGGAGCCGACCACGGUCACUACUGCCAAACUCCUGCCGCAGGCUUUGACCAUCAAUGGUCACACUAAGCACCGCCGUCUGUCGUCGGCAGGUCGAUCGAGGAGACGUUUAAGUGACGCUCGCGAUGCCGCAACCCGUCCUUCGUCGGCGUCCCUCUUGAGCACGUCGACGUCCUUGGCCGCUUUGUCUCUGUCUUCUCCUACUAUGUCCAAUAAACCCUCUAUAGUCCAACCUGCCACCGGUGCACAACAGUCUUUACCUAUCACAUCGACGUACACUUCUAUAGACGACACAUCCCAGGUUGGAAGUGUGGACGACAAGACCCUUGCGACGUCGCAAGCUGGAAAUGGCAGGGCUGGGAGGAAACGAGGAACCGUCUUCACUUGCGAGAGCUGUUCCAAAGUGAGUCUUUUUGGGACUGUUGGCGACGUCACGUCUAUUGACAUGGAUGUACUCGUCCACCAGGUUUACAGGCACCCGUCUUGCCUGAUCAAACAUCGAUGGGAACACACUCCUCAAUGGCAGGAAGCCUCAAGGUUCGUCUUGAGCAAACACCAACAAGUGCAACUGCUGGAGGCAGCUGCAAUCUUGUCACAUUUAUCACCUUCAUGCGCAUCAUUACCCGAAGACCGCUCCCUCUGGCCAUCUUUCUUAUCAGGCGGACUAGUUCCCCCUCCUGCACAUCUUAACUCCACCAACAGCACCACGGAUUCCCCUCCCAACGAUGCCCACGCAAAUCUUUCUAACAUAUCUACGUCUCAUCCGAUAUCCAGUUCUGUUCCUGUAACUUCCAUGAGGAUUGGUGGCGGCCACAAGCGUUCCGGCUCGACAGGCCCGCGGUUGCAUGACUAUGCGAUUCCGCAAGGCACGAGUGGCCCCGGAGAGAUUACGCAGGUCCGCCCCGGACUGUUGGGCGUGACGACCGUUCCCUCGUCCGCAUCCGAUACCGAUCCUACUUCUCGCUCUAAUUCUGAUUCUGAUUCUGGUUUGAACUCGACGUCGAACUCAACUUCAUCUGAUCUUUCGUCUCCAAGCCCAGGCAUACGUGCAGACACGAAGAGUGCUUCUCUCCCGGUCCCGGUACCUAAUGCUGGCUCAGCAAAUGAUGAUGCGCUGAAUCUGCUUUCUCUUCGUAUUGCGAGCGUGCGCUCUACCGACUUGUGGGGAUCACCCCGAUCCUAUGGCGUCUCUACAUCACCGUACUCAUCCAGUGGCCUCGGCGCAUCCGUGGGUCCACUGUAUGCGUCGGUUUCGAACCACCAUACCCGUCGGAAUGGGCAUGGAAGAUCAUUCUCUGAGACCAACUGGUGCCUUCCGAGGUCAUCCGUGAGGUCCAAGUCGAGUUCAUCGCAAAGUCCAUCGCCUUCGGAGGGAAAGAGUGAGGAUGACGAUCCUGACCUUGUCGAGAUCGAGGCAGAUGGCGAUGACUCCAAAGGUUCUGCUGCAGGAGCCGGCACUCAUGGUCGCCCAUUGGUAGCUGGUGUAGCACGAUACAGCCUCAGGUACACCCCACUCGGGUAUGACACGAUGGGGAUGCCCGGUUAUGGAGGCUGUAAGAAGGAGGACGUGGAGAUCCUUGAACCGAGUGUACAGGAAGAAACAGACGAGGAAGGGAAUUGCAGGCUUUCAUCACUCCGUCAGAACGUUCUCAGGAACGCGAAUGAGUGGGACGGCAUGGAGAUGGAGAUGGAGAUGGAGAUGGACUAGUGCUGGUCUACCUUCAGUUCAGUUCUCCACCUUUUGCCGACCCUUCCUUACACCUCUUCUCUUGACCCGACUUGAUGGGCAGCUAAUCGAACUUGUACUUUUUUAUCACCAUCAUACCUUGCUGCCCACCUUGCCGCGGUUUUCUACACCCCUCUUACAUUCUCUGAUCUCCCCUCCUGUCUUUGCAGAUUGUUGUAUUUGUUCUUCAUAUUUCCUGUUAUUAUCCCGUCAUUCCUUUGACGUCGAGACUGGCGAAUCAGGGGAUGUGGGUGCUUGUAAUGUAAGAUAUCAUUUUGGGACACUUAUCUUUCUUCCUUGCUGCUUUGUCUGUCGUUCGCUGUAAUGUAUUUCUAAUCAAUAGGUUGUAA